AUGGUGUCCGGCCAACUUCCAAUACGUGUUGAUGAUCAUUGCCCAAUCACUUUGCCCGAUGGCACCGUCCUCUCCGCGCAGAUAUGGCGGCCGGACGAUGCAAGUGCCAGCCCGGUGCCUGCCAUUCUCGAGUAUUUGCCUUAUCGCAAACGCGACUACACUGCACCACGAGACGCCCUGAACCACCCUUACGUCGCUGCCCACGGGUAUGCGUGCGUGAGGGUGGACAUGCGCGGAUCGGGUGAUUCAGAAGGGGUUUUGCUGGGUGAGUACCUCAAGCAGGAGCAAGAUGAUGCGCUAGCAAUCUUGCAGUGGAUUGCUGCGCAGGACUGGUGCACAGGGUCAAUUGGGAUGAUUGGUAUUUCCUGGGGUGGUUUCAACGGCCUCCAGGUAGCCGCUCGACGGCCUCCUGAGCUCAAGGCAGUUAUUUCAAUCUGCUCCACCGAUGACCGCUAUGCCGACGAUAUUCAUUAUAUGGGCGGUUGCCUUCUGGUUGACAACUUCCUGUGGGGUGCUACUAUGUUCAGUAUGAACCCUUUACCGCCGGAUCCGGUUCUGGUUGGGGAAAAAUGGCGAGAUCUUUGGCUGGCCCGCUUAGAGGCUGGCGGUUUAUAUAUGGUGGACUGGCACCGUCACCAACGCCGUGACGCCUUCUGGAAGCACGCCUCAAUCUGUGAGAAUUACGAUGCCAUUCAGUGCCCCGUGUACUUGGUCGGUGGAUGGAUGGAUCCUUAUACGAACACGAUUUUCCGGAACCUCCAAAAUCUCACCUGCCCCAAGAAGGGUCUGGUCGGCCCCUGGGCUCACAAAUAUCCCAACUUCGCGGAGCCGGGUCCUCCGAUCGGCUUCCUCCAAGAGUCGGUGCGAUGGUGGGAUAAGUGGUUGAAGGGCAAGGAGACAGGCAUCAUGGAUGAACCAACACUUCGCUGCUAUAUGCAAGACACGGCACCACCACAGACUCAUUACGACUUUCGACCGGGCCAUUGGGUAGCGGAGAGUGGCUGGCCCAGUCAAGGCGUGGCAUCACACGGCAUGGGUCUUGCUCCCGGGCGUCUGACAAACGAGGUCUCCACGAGCAGCGACCACUUAGCCUUUUGCUCACCGCAAACAGUGGGCUUCGCCUCGGGCAGGUGGUGUAUCUUCGGCCUAGAUGCAGAUGAACCCGCCGAUCAGCGUCAGGAAGUUGGUGGUUCUCUUGUCUUCGAUAGCCACACGUUCGCCGAUCCAAUGGACCUCCUCGGUCCGGUGUCCCUCCAGCUUCGCGUCGCAAGUGACAAACCCAACGCAGUCCUCGCAGCCGUUCUCUCCGAGGUGUUGCCCGAUGGGUCGGCGACCAGGAUUUCGUGGGGUCUCCUCAACCUCACGCACCGCAAUAGUCACGCUGAUCUGGAACCACUGGAACCUGGUCGUUAUUACGACGUUACUGUCAAGUUGAACGAUCUGGGACAGCGCAUUGGUGUGGGAAGCCGCAUUCGACUGGCGCUGUCCACAUCAUACUUCCCUACUAUUUGGCCAGCACCCGAAGCUUCGAGACUGACGUUAGACUGUGCUCACUGUAAGUUGGAUUUGCCGAUGCGAAGCGAGAACCCGCUCGACUCUCAACUCAAGCCGUUCCAACCGGCCGUUAACGGGUCACCCCUCAAGACCCACGUCAUUCGCCCGGCCCGGUCGAGCAACAAAGUCUCGCAGGACCUGAAUUCGGGGGUAGUCACGAUACUUCUCGAGGAAGAUGCCGGACUCUGGGAAAAUGAGCGGACUGGCUGGCGGUACGGAAGUGACCAGACCAUCAUUUGCUCCGUACAUCCAGACGAUCCUCUGUCGGCUCGUGCAGAGCAGCGAUUCCGGAAGGAAUUUGGCCGGGACGAGCUGGACCUCGCCGUGGCCGGCUGGGCCAAGAUGUCGGCCACUCGGACGGAUUUCGAGUUGACAGCGCACCUCGAGGCGUGGGAGGGGAAGAAGCAGAUCUUCGGAAAGGACUAUGCCUUCACCAUUCCUCGUGACUGUGUCUAG
Exophiala viscosa is the source of this 2010-nucleotide messenger RNA. RefSeq names its product Alpha/Beta hydrolase protein. The coding region runs from base 1 to 2010 and encodes 669 amino acids. The record is from RefSeq and is a predicted model, not a curated record. Lineage: Eukaryota; Fungi; Ascomycota; Eurotiomycetes; Chaetothyriales; Herpotrichiellaceae. The transcript has a single exon. Gene Ontology annotation, molecular function: dipeptidyl-peptidase activity.